AUGAAGGCUCUCCUGACGCUGGGGCUCCUCCUGCUUUCUGUCUCUGUGGAGGCCAAGGUCUAUGAACACUGUGAGUUUUCCAGAACUCUGAAAAGCAAUGGAAUGGCUGGCUACGGUGGAGUCAGCCUGGCAGACUGGCUGUGUAUGGCUCAGCAUGAGAGUAAUUUUGACACAGAAGCUAUAAACUACAACUCUACUGACCAAAGCACCAACUAUGGGAUAUUUCAGAUCAAUAGCCGAUACUGGUGUAAUGAUGGCAAAACCCCAAGAGCAGUCAAUGCCUGUGGGAUACCCUGCAGUGGAGCAGAGGGCAGCCGCCCUGGAUUCAUCCCUCCAAACCCUGGACUCUCCAAUAAAUCUUUUUCAUGGGAUUUGCUACCUGGUGUGACUCUCUCACCAGGAGAAGAAAACAAGCAAUACAGAGAAGAGUGA
Grammomys surdaster is the source of this 432-nucleotide messenger RNA. RefSeq names its product putative lysozyme C-2. Gene Ontology annotation, molecular function: lysozyme activity. Bases 1 to 432 code for a protein of 143 amino acids. The transcript is spliced from 3 exons. Lineage: Eukaryota; Metazoa; Chordata; Mammalia; Rodentia; Muridae. Gene Ontology annotation, biological process: defense response to Gram-negative bacterium; defense response to Gram-positive bacterium. The record is from RefSeq and is a predicted model, not a curated record.